This is a messenger RNA of Anarrhichthys ocellatus (wolf-eel), 2260 nucleotides long. RefSeq names its product myozenin 2b (gene myoz2b). Lineage: Eukaryota; Metazoa; Chordata; Actinopteri; Perciformes; Anarhichadidae. Gene Ontology annotation, cellular component: actin cytoskeleton; Z disc. The record is from RefSeq and is a predicted model, not a curated record. Gene Ontology annotation, molecular function: telethonin binding; FATZ binding; actin binding. The coding region runs from base 173 to 904 and encodes 243 amino acids. The transcript has 6 exons.
GACACAGCCACAGUUUAGCUUUAGUGUCCGUGAGUGUGAAGAUCAGGGAAGAUCAAACUACCUUCUGUAGGUUGACCCCUGAGCCUCCGUGUCUCCCCUUCAAGGAUACAGGUUGCACCCCAGGGAUACCAUUACAGUACUCCUGAAUUCUGCCAAACUUGCCAAAGCUACAAUGUCACAAUUCUGUACAAUGCCAACUGGAGAGAGGAAGAAGCGUGCAGCAGCUAUUUGCCAGGAGGUCCACGGUACCAAUGGUGACGUAAUCGAUCUCGGAAAGAAGCUCAGCACUCCUAAAGACAUUAUGUUGGAGGAGUUAUCAUUGCUUUCCAACAGAGGUUCCCGGCUUUUCAAAAUGCGCCAGAGGAGAUCUGAUAAAUAUACAUUUGAAAGUAUACAAAAUGAGGCAAACACACAGCUGAAUAAUGAUAUUUUAACUCAGAAUACACACACUGUGGAAAUUAAAGUGGACGCACCAGCCGAUGGAAAUACUGCUAAUCCAGAAAUCACUAUUUCAGACAUGACUGAAGAGAAGUUAACAGCCACAGCUAUGCCCAAGUCCUACCACUCCCCAUGGGAUCAGGCAAUCCUCAGUGACCCCGACCUCGCCGAAACACUCAAACUGACAAUGUCAGGACCUGAUCCGCGACCAGACCUUCCUGAGUACAAAAGCUUUAACCGGGUGGCCACUCCUUUUGGUGGCUUUGACAAAGCUCCCAGAGGAAUCACAUUCAAGCUCCCAGAGGUGGACCUGAACCCGCCCAGGUACCUAGAGCUGGAGGAGCCAGGAAUGAAGCGACCCACCUUUAAUAGGUCGGCUCAAGGGUGGAUAUCUGAGGGCACCCAUCUGAUCAUACCCACUGUAACCCUGGAGCCCAUUCAAAUCCCAGAGUCUGAUGACCUGUAGGUGGUCUAACUGUAUGUAGUCUGGCCACAUGAUGUCAGCUGUAGUAUUUUGGCCCACCUCUGAUUAAGGCGAAACACCCCAUAACACACUCACAAUUACAUUUAGUGGACAGAAAAUGUUUCCUGCUUUUGUUGACUAGUGUGUUUGGUGUACACUUAAACUGUAUUCAAAGAAAAUCAUGUAAAUAGCAUAACUCAAGAAGGGUUUCCAAUGAUACAGACAGCAAAACUGUACAUUUUAUAAAUGUUCAGUUGAAUUGAUUAAUAUGUAAUGUAAAUAAAGAAUGCAACUUAUUUAUUGAUGGCACACAAUUGGAACAUGCAGUGAGUUAUAUUUAGCUAUUGUGAUGAGUAAGCAGUAUUUCAUUUAUAUCUAUUGUAAAGAAUUAUAUUACAGACAAAUACACAAAUAAGGUGUUCAUUUAUAUUUAUUCAUCAUAUAGAUAUUUAUUAUAAAUAACUCUUAACAUCAUGCAAGCAAAUGUUGAAUACAUAAAUAUAAAUUAAUUAAGCUAUAAUUUAAAUGAAUCUAAAAUUCAACACAAAACAAAUCAAUUAGGGAUGUGUAGAAAUAAAACAAUAGUGAAAGGUCUGUUUUAUAGCUCUGACUUAUUGUUGACUGCUGCUGAAAAAGAAAAAAGAAAGCUAAGAAAUAUUUUAUCUUGAGGAAAUAACAGAGGUCACAUCAAUCUAGGAAGACUGAGAAAUCUGGACUUGGACGAUGGAACUGAUUAUUUAAAAACACAGCAAAUGCAUGGACUCAGAAACAGUGACUUUAUACGCAAUUAUAUUUAAUAAUUGUACAACAUGGAUAUAGUCUGGCCUGCCUUGUUUGGAGUGAGAGAAAAUGUAAAUGUUUGUUCUGUAUUGUGUCUUGUCACAGAUGUACUAGAAACAUGUAACUUUACAGCAUCUCAACCUAGAAGCAAUACUGUGUAUGAGUGUGUAAAAUACACUGAAUGUCUGUGAGUGAUAGUUUGGUGUUUUCUAAAGAACUGAGCUGAAAACAGUCAAGGUGCAUGAUUUUACUUCUACAGUUUAAGUGUAUUGUUUUCUCGUACAUACUCUACAUUGUAUAACUAACUUAAUAUGCAUCGUUUUUAUUCUUCUGAAUGUAACUGGACAUACAAUUUACAAACUUAGAGCGGGGGAGAUACAGGAGAAAAAACUCUGGCAAAAUUAAAUUCAAGGCCAAAGUAUAGGAGCUCAUGAGCAAUCUUCAUGUAUGACUAUCAUUUCUCCAAAACCUCAACAGUCCAAAUAAUUUGCAUUUCCAUUUACACAGAAUGUUUUGUGGGUCAAUUCAUUACUGUCAUAAGAAGUGUCCAUUUGUAUCACUUUAAAUGAAUUAAUACAG